Messenger RNA from Dichomitus squalens LYAD-421 SS1, 1593 nucleotides. RefSeq lists its product as uncharacterized. Bases 78 to 1376 code for a protein of 432 amino acids. Gene Ontology annotation, biological process: ubiquitin-dependent protein catabolic process. Gene Ontology annotation, molecular function: ubiquitin protein ligase activity. The record is from RefSeq and is a predicted model, not a curated record. Gene Ontology annotation, cellular component: cytoplasm. NCBI's taxonomy places the organism in Eukaryota, Fungi, Basidiomycota, Agaricomycetes, Polyporales, Polyporaceae. The transcript is spliced from 4 exons.
CGCUUUCGUCUUCGUCCUCAACAUCCUCCCGCUCGGGCCACUUGCUCGAGCCUGGCCUCCGCCUCUUCGCUCUCUCCAUGAUCAGCCUAUUCCUCGCCCUCGUCCUCACCUCAUCGUCUCUCGUCGCCCCCGCCCGCUGCACCCCCGUCGACUGGCUCCGUAAGCUCACUGGGCCUCCUCCUGGAAGCGCCCGCGACGACAGCAGCUGGCUCUGGGGCUGGGCUUGGGCCUCGGAUGGCACCGUCUCUGUCGUCGACCGAACGCCUCCCGUCACCUUCCCAGCACGGCCUGCCUCGUUCGGCGCAGAGCUUGCCGACCCGCUCCUGGGGUAUGUAAUCCCCCUUUCGUCUUUCACGUCUCCUUGCCCCCAGGACGGGGGAGACGAGACGAACCGCACCCGUUUUUUCGAGGCCGACCCUGUCCUGGGAUGCCCCGAACUCUGCAUCAGUGGGGAUCACACGCCGGAGGACGCGGACACCUGGAUCGCGCUUGUUCAGCGAGGUGGCUGUCCUUUCGUCGAGAAGGCGAGGCAGGCACAGAAGCUGGGCGCGAAGGCGGUUGUAGUUGGGGGAGACAGAGACAAUCCGGAUGCACUACUGAACAUGUUUAGCGAAAGGGAUUCGUCGGACGUCACCAUCGCCGCUACCUACAUUAAGUAUUGGGAUUACGUCCAGCUUUCAGCUAUGAUCGCAACGUCCAACACUACGCACAACGGCUUGAAGACCCUUUCACUACUCAUCAGCACUGAAUAUUCGGCAUGGGAAUGGUAUUCCCCCGUAAUCACCUUCAUAAUAAUACUUCUACUUCCUUCUCUGCUCACUUUCCUAACGCUUCUCAUCCACCGUGUACGAGCCGCUCGCGCUGCCCAGCGCGAUCGAGCUCCGGAGGACAUCGUCCACAAGUUUCCAUCCCGGGUAUGGACCGGCACUGGCUGGGAGAAACACGAGCCCCUGUACGUUCCCGCAGACGUCAGUAACGCCGAGGGCCCGCCCGACCUCGAACGAGGACCAGAUGCCCCGUCGACUUCGCAUGAACCCUCGACGCCGGCAUGGGCGGACCAGCAGGUGGAGUGCGCGAUCUGCUUGGAGAUGUUUGUCAAGGGGGAUCGCGUGCGCGUCCUUCCCUGCUACCACCUCUUCCAUAUCGACGAGAUUGAUGAGUGGCUGAUCCACAAGAAGAAACUGUGUCCUAUUUGCAAGGCGGAUGUGACGCAGCCGCAUUCAGAGGCUCAGCCCCCUGCGCCCUCUGACUCCGACGACCAUCACGACCGGCCCACGUCUACACGAGCCGCGUCUUCGUCCGCGCAUCCAGACGAGCGGACGCCCCUCCUUCAGCCCCCAUCCGAUCAACGAGCCGGUUCUCCGUCGUCGACAUAACAUACGAUUGUUUGACGAGUUGCGAGCUCCCUUUACGAUCUGUUUAUGACGCAUACCCUGGACUUGGGGCGAUAGGACCUCAUCCGUCUUUACAGUACGUUCUCGCCCACUGGGUCCUUACUGUAGGUGUACUUGCUUUGCUUUGGGGGGAACAGUAUGACGAGUGCAAUCUGUGUAAUGUAUAGGUGUACUAUAUCACAUCUCAAUGCAUUAACUA